Phycodurus eques (leafy seadragon) is the source of this 1172-nucleotide messenger RNA. RefSeq names its product homeobox protein SEBOX-like. Gene Ontology annotation, molecular function: DNA binding. The transcript is spliced from 3 exons. The record is from RefSeq and is a predicted model, not a curated record. Lineage: Eukaryota; Metazoa; Chordata; Actinopteri; Syngnathiformes; Syngnathidae. The coding region runs from base 1 to 969 and encodes 322 amino acids.
AUGGCUUUGUUCAUGGAUGCAGAUUUCUCAUUAGUCAAGCAGAACCAGCAGGCAGAUGUGGUGGAUUUGAAAGGGAUAUUUGGGGAACAGGAACACUGUAAAGAGCCGGACCGGGCAGCCUGUCUCACUGAGGGUCCAAGAAAAAGGAAGCGGACCAUCUUUAGCCGAGCUCAGCUGUCUGAGCUGGAGCAAGCCUUUGCUGUGACGCCCUACCCAGACAUCACUCUCAGAGAGAGGCUAGCCGUGCACACACUCCUGCCCGAGAGCAAGAUACAGGUGUGGUUUCAAAACCGAAGAGCCAGAAGUAUCAAGACUGGGAGAAUGCCCAAGUCCAUGAAACAUGUUCUUGGAGAUAGGGGACUUUCAGAACCUAUCUCUGGGCUGGUGACCUCAGCUUUUCCUGCCCAAACCGCCUUGGCAGACAUAUUCAGACCGGAGCAAAACCAGCCCUGUGACGACAUCCCACCGUUGUACUCUGAGUGGAUCCAGCUCUACAGCAAUCAAACUACACCAUCCACUUCCACAUCGAUCCACCAGCAGCCCACCCUUGGCUCCCCGAAGUGUUCAGAGUCUCGACUGUGGGAAGAGGAGCGGCAUCAGCGGCAGCAAAUGGGAUCAACCGUCCCGUCUCUCCUUCCUGGUUCUUUUUCACAUCCCAUCACCAGACAACCUCACCGUGCUGCGUCUAAUCACUCCUACCAGUCCCUCAGGAACUUCAAAUCCCAGAGCCUGGCUCAGGCUGGGGCUCAUCAGGCUAUCUACGGGGGCGGCGCCGGAGGCCACAUUUCUGUCGACCAAGUCGUUCCUUCUCACUCUCAGUCGACAUACUGGGAGGUAACUCAGGGCCAAGGACCUCACCACCACCACCACCAUCAUCAUCACACACAAAUGGCACCACAGACCUCGAUGGGCUACAUCUCAGACCUGAUCUACAAUGCUGCUAUUGUGACCAACUUCCUGGAGUUCUGAUGAAGUGUACAGUAGAAGUGUACAAAAUGUAUUUCCCUUUUAUACCCUGUGUCCAAAUACACAAACUCCUGCUUCUUUUGUCACCUGAAAUAACAAUAUCUCAAAUAUUGUAGUGAGAAUGUUCUUCCUCUUCCCUUGUGUUAAUGUUGGAAUCAUCUUUUAUAUGUUGUUUGCUUUUAUUUCCCCAAAAAUGUAAUAGAAAA